CGUUUGCCGACGAAAGCGCGUCGAGCAAGUUUUCAUGGACACCAGUGAAUGCCACCAACGAAGAAGACGAAGAUGGGAGGAGGAUUGGCGUGUUUCGAGGGGUUGUGCCAACGUCGGACUGGCAUGCGAUGAAAGCGACCGCCAUCGUGCGCUGUCCCGCGUGGUUCCUCGCCGACAAACUCGCGUCCGCCGCGGACAUGACGACGUUCGAUGACAUGACGGCGCAGUGUCACGAGCUGGGAAGCAUAUACGUCCUCUGACAAGCGCUACUCGGUGCGGCAUGUGCUGUCCAAGCCCGUGUUUGCGACGUCGACGGCGCGGGGCUUUGUCGUGGUGACGAUGUUGAAAGAAGAUGAAGGAGGUGGGAAGCGUAGAUUUGACAUCGCAUGCAUCCGCGCCUGAAUCCAAGCAGUAUGUUCGAGGGAUCAACCAUCCUUCGGGGUAUGUCGUGGACGAGAUGCCAGACGAUCUGUCGUGUCGGGUGACCAUGGUCGCGCACUUGGAUCUCGGCGGCAUGCUCCCGGUACUGGUGAUGCAUGCGCUCGCUGUGGACGCACCGUUCAAGCUCCUCUAACGUUUCCGAACGCUGUAUGAACUCGAGACGUUCCCAUCACGCCCAGGGCAACUCGGGACGACGAAGAUGGAGAUGCAUCAACAUCUGGGACCGGAAGUGCUUCGAGCGACGCGCGUUCCCGACAAAACGACCUACGAACUCAAAGCAUCGACAUGCACCGUGUGCGCCAUUAGGAUCGGGUCGUACUGGAAAAGACACAACUGCCACGUCUGCCGCCAUGUCGUCUGUGGACCGUGUUCGACCCAUCGCAUCCAUGCCAACUACUGGACGACUCUGCGCGCGUGCGAUACCUGCGUGGCUGAUCUCCAUCGCAAGCAGCAACACCCCGCGACUGCAACCCGUCCAUCAUCACCUCCCGUCAUCGUUGACGGACCGUCAACGACCACAACUGCCGCCUCCCCCUCCUCGUCCAUGUACUUUGACCUGCUGGCCUCGUGGAAGCAUGACAGGAGGGUGUCGUCGGUGGUGGGCUGGAUGGCGCUCGCGGUCGUGCUGCUUCCCGUUGCCGUCGGAGUCGCAUCGAACUCCUCGGCCAUGCUAGCCGUCCAGCUGUUCUUCAAAACUGUAAUUUAGUGAUGAUAGUAGUACUAGCCGUACUAGUAGUAGUACUAGUACUAACUAAGGGAUCAUUUCUUUCUCACUGGGAAUAUUCAU
Molecule: messenger RNA, 1228 nt
Organism: Aphanomyces astaci
Lineage: Eukaryota; Oomycota; Saprolegniomycetes; Saprolegniales; Verrucalvaceae
Exons: 1
Coding region: 537-1115 (192 amino acids)
Source: RefSeq, a predicted model, not a curated record